GGCAGUGGCAGACAGGGCUGCCACCUAGCAUGCAAAUCACCACGGGGGAGUGUGGCUACACUUCUCGGGCUGCUCCCAGGCAAUGCUCCUGGGUAGGCCAUGUGCUGGAUGCCAUCCUGGGCGCUGUGUAUUCAUCCUCACAGUUGCCCUCCUGAGUGACGCUGUAGGCCUGGUCCUUUUGUUGCUGGGGAUCUUUGCCACACUGAACUACUGGGACUUCUUAGUCUACACAGGAGCUCUGAUCUUGGCCCUAAGUCUUCUGUUCUGGUUUGCCUGGUACUGCUUCAAUAUCGAAGUGCCUCUUGAGAAGCUGGACAUAUAGUUUGGCUAUGGAUCAAGGAGGUGACAUGCUACUGUAAACCUGGGGUCGAUGAAAGGCAUCAGAUGCAGCUUCCAUCCAGGGUGACCGGUCAGGACCAGGACUCUUUUUAAAGGAAGAGUUACCAAAAAUUGAACAGGAUGGAUGGAAAGUCAGAGACUGGAAACAAAGAGGGAAAAAGGAGGAUGAAAUGGCCCUGUUUAAUGGAGAAGGAGAAAAUCAAGAUUCAUCCUUUAACGGUACCCACGAGGAACCCACAAGGAUGCCUCUAUGUGGCUCUGGAAGCCAGGACUCCAUAAGGGGCCCAGCACCUUGCACUAGACCACUGAAGUUACUGCUGCCACUUCAAUCGUUUGUGGAAAGCCUGAGAAGCUAGGAAGUUACCUCAGUGGGGCUUUAAUGGGCUUAUAUGCCACCGAGAAGCUCCGUGCUCAUCUCAAUGUCCUUUCCAAACAAUUGAAGCCAAGAAAAGAAAUUCCUAUGGGGAGCGGGGAGGUGUCUCCUACAAGCACACGUCUCAGAGCAUUGCUGCUACUUCCAUCUAAGUCUUUGACCCAGGUGACUCUCUGAGCCCCUGGAAAACUCCAGAGCAUCCCUGCUUACCUGUGGCUAUAUGGUAUCAUAUUCUAAGAUGUUGGUUGCAAGCCCGAGUGUGCAGCUUUGUGUCAGAGGACUUUCUCCUCCUCAAGGGACACACUGUGCACCAUUCAACCCAUCCGUUUUCACAGCCUGGCCACGUGGGUUGUUAUAUUCAGCUUUCAGUCAACUGCAACCCUCCAGGCACUUUUCUGACAAGCACAUCAGAAUUCUGCUGCACUGUACCGUCAUUCAUUUCAUAGCCUCAAAGCCAAGAUUUUUCUUUGAGCCUAAAUUACAUGUGGUCAAGUGAAACCCAACUACAGCAACUCUGAAGAUCAAGAUCCCCAGGCUGUUGUGAUUAGAUGUCUACCAUUUUCUCAGUCAGGCCUGACCUGCCAGUGUGUGAAGAAUAAUUUAUAUUUCCCUUGGUCUGAUUUUGUAUUUUUUAAUUUAUAUGACACUCUGUAUGUCUAUGUGUUUCUUUUCAUCUGCUUCAUAUCUUUUGUGGUCUGAGGUAGUUACCCAAAUGAAAAAAAAUGAAUUUUUAACAUGA
Messenger RNA from Dipodomys spectabilis (banner-tailed kangaroo rat), 1451 nucleotides. RefSeq names its product transmembrane protein 238 like (gene Tmem238l). Lineage: Eukaryota; Metazoa; Chordata; Mammalia; Rodentia; Heteromyidae. The record is from RefSeq and is a predicted model, not a curated record. The transcript has 3 exons. The coding region runs from base 83 to 322 and encodes 79 amino acids.